Molecule: messenger RNA, 768 nt
Organism: Fragaria vesca subsp. vesca
Lineage: Eukaryota; Viridiplantae; Streptophyta; Magnoliopsida; Rosales; Rosaceae
Product: polyadenylate-binding protein RBP45-like
Exons: 5
Coding region: 1-630 (209 amino acids)
Molecular function (GO): RNA binding
Source: RefSeq, a predicted model, not a curated record
AUGUCGUAUCCUGAGGAGAAUGAGAUUCGCUCCAUACGGGUCGACGGAUUGCCGCCGACGAACGAUGCGAUUUAUCUCUUCAGCUGCUUCCAUGACAACGCCAAGGUUUUGGCUGCAACGGUUUUGCGUAACUGGCUAACACAAGUGCCGCUAGAUUAUGGUUUUGUGGAGUUUGCUUCUCGGAGAGAUGCUGAGUUUGUCUUGGAAUCCUACAAUGGUGAGCGGAUGCCCAACUUGAGUCAUGAGAGGAGAUUCUGCCUCAGCUGGGACACUGAUGGUUCCGGUACUAGGUGGCGCUGGGAUUAUUUUUACCAAGGUUGCUCUUUCUUUGGUUAUAAUGAUAUUGGUAAAGAUCUGGAUGCCUAUACAGUGAUCAAGGAGCUGCAAUCUGCCUGCCCAAAUACGUGUGGAGAUUCAGGGGACACAGAAAACCAGCUAGAUCAUGCAAAGUCGAAUGGUUUAAGUCCUGAUGGCUAUUUGGAAACGGAUGUUGACAAGCGUUUGAAGCUUACGGACAUGCCUCUCACUCAUCCAAACAUGUAUCAACAAGGAUGUUCCGGCCCUAGUCUUACAAACCAACAGAACCAACCAGACCCGAUGCAGUGGAAUGGUGCUUGUGGUGCUGCAUAGGAAAUACCGACUUGACCGGUGUCCUUGUGGUCUAACUCAAUCCAUCCAUGAUCCAUAUAUUGGUAUUGUGGUCUGGCAGAUGAGAAUCACAGGUUGGGACUUCUGAGAGUGUCCUUGUGAAAUAGGAAAGUUGAAUGG